This is a messenger RNA of Lactuca sativa (garden lettuce), 1143 nucleotides long. Its product is annotated as putative F-box protein At3g52320. Gene Ontology annotation, molecular function: protein binding. The record is from RefSeq and is a predicted model, not a curated record. NCBI's taxonomy places the organism in Eukaryota, Viridiplantae, Streptophyta, Magnoliopsida, Asterales, Asteraceae.
AUGUCUGACGAAAUUCCUUUCCAUAUCCAAGAGCUGAUCAUCAAAAGGCUUCCUAUCGUAUCAUUGCUUCAGUUCAGAGCCGUCUCGAAAACAUGGAAAUCUUUGAUUGACAACUCUAAUUUUGUCGCUGCUCACAGCGUUACUGAGUCGCAGCAUCUCCUUAUAAGGUAUGAAGAUAAGGAAUCUGACACUGUUGGAAAGUAUCUUUCUUUCGUAGAUGAUGACAUUUUCCCUCACCAGAGGUUUGCUCAUACCCUUCCUCAUUCCAUUAAACUACUCAAAAAUGCAAAUAUAGUCGGUAUUUCUUUUGGGAUAGUUUGUUUCCAUGGUUAUAACUUGGGAACGGAGAUGGUUGUUCUUUGGAAUCCUUCGAUUAGAAAGUCAAUCAUUGUUCCUAUGCCUAACAAGUUUAAUCUGAAUCCUGAAACUAAUCUUUGUUUUGGGGUUUCCCCUGUGACUACAGACCCUAAGAUAGUAGAGAUCACACAAUUUCACAAAACUAGCUACCAUUGUGAAGCUAAUGUUUACACUAUGAGCUCAGGCAAUUGGAGAAAUCUAUCUAACAAUCUUCCUAGUAAACCAUUUCAUAUCAUUUGGCCUCAGGUUGUUGUUGAUAGGUUUAUUUAUUGGUGUGCUUUUGACCCUAUGAAUGUAGAUAGUGAGUUACCGAAUCAUAAUUUUAUAUUAUCAUUUGACAUAACUAAUGAGAGUUUUGGAGUGGUAGAACUCCCUGAUAGUUUAAGUCGCCACUCUCCAAAACAGUUGUGUAUUUCUAUGGUAAGGGAGUCUCUUGUCAUGCUUGAAUAUGAUAGCUAUCAGAAACGUGCUUGUAGUGUAUGGAUGAUAGAGAAUGGUGUUGAGAAAUCAUUUACAAAGAGAUUUACUGUUGAGGCACCACAAUAUUGGUCAAUGUCAAUAACAACACUUGGAUUUAGGAAGAAUGCUAAACCUAUGGUGGAAGUGGAAAAUGCUCAUAUGUGUUACAAACAGGGUGCACUUAUGGUGUAUGACCCCAACAUUGAAUGCUUCAAAUAUCUUGGGAUGUAUGGAAAACCUGGAACAUUCUUUGUGCAUUCCUACAUAGAUACACUAGUUUUGAUAGGUCAGUCUGAUCGCAAUAUUGAGGUUGAAGAUGAUGUCUAG